GUGCGCUGUGUCCCUAGGACACAGCGGAUCACCGAUUUGCGGAAAGAGCCGAAGAUGUCGGCUCGGUCAUGUGGUCAUCUGUGUCCAAUCACAGCUGAUCACAUGGCACUGAUGAUCAGUGUGGCCCCAGAAGUGCCACCUGUCAGUGUCCAUCAGUGCCAGCUGUCAGUGCUGAACAGUGCCACAUGCCAGUGCCCAUCAGUGCCACAUCAAUGCCACAUAUCAGUGCCUACCAGUGCACAUCAAUGCCACAUAUCAGUGCUCAUCUGAGCUGCCUUUCAGUGUCACCCAUCAGUGCCAGUCAGUGCCACCUAUCAGUGCUGCCAAUCAGUGCCACCUAUCAGUGCUGCCAAUCAGUGCCAGUCAGUGCCGC
Molecule: messenger RNA, 373 nt
Organism: Staurois parvus
Lineage: Eukaryota; Metazoa; Chordata; Amphibia; Anura; Ranidae
Source: the annotation of a GenBank genome assembly